Messenger RNA from Penicillium pulvis, 1983 nucleotides. Its product is annotated as putative Ste20-like serine/threonine protein kinase. Gene Ontology annotation, biological process: protein phosphorylation. Lineage: Eukaryota; Fungi; Ascomycota; Eurotiomycetes; Eurotiales; Aspergillaceae. The record is from RefSeq and is a predicted model, not a curated record. Gene Ontology annotation, molecular function: ATP binding; protein kinase activity. The transcript is spliced from 4 exons. The coding region runs from base 1 to 1983 and encodes 660 amino acids.
AUGCCCGGACCGAUCGACCCCGAGACCCUAUACACUAAGCAAGCAUGCAUUGGUGGUGGAAGUUUCGGCCGGGUCUACAAAGGAGUUGAUAAGAGAACUGGAGACUCAGUUGCGAUCAAGGUUAUCGAUGUUGAAAAUGCCGAAGAUGAAGUGGAUGAGAUCAUCAAGGAGAUUGCGAUUCUAUCCGAGCUGAAAUCCCCAUACGUCACCAAAUAUCAUGGUUCAUACCUUAAGGGUUCGAACCUCUGGAUCAUCAUGGAGUUCUGCUCUGGUGGUAGCUGUCAUGGCUUGUUGCGCCCCGGUGUGAUUCAUGAAGAGUACAUAUCGAUUAUUCUGAGAGAGCUCUUAAAAGGCUUGGAAUAUCUCCAUGGUGAUCAAAAAUUGCACCGAGAUAUUAAAGCUGCCAACAUCCUUUUAAGCGCAAGUGGACAGGUCAAGUUAGCAGACUUUGGUGUAUCAGGCCAAUUAUCCGCGACAAUGACCAAGAAAAACACAUUUGUGGGAACCCCCUUCUGGAUGGCUCCAGAAGUCAUCAAACAAUCAGGAUACGACUACAAAGCAGAUAUCUGGUCUCUGGGGAUCACGGCAAUUGAGCUGGCCUGUGGAGAUCCUCCAUAUGCUGAUAUUCACCCGAUGAAGGUCCUGUUUUUGAUUCCCAAGAACCCGCCUCCCACUCUCAAUGGUAACUUCAGCAAAUCUUUCAAACAAUUUGUUGAAUUGUGCUUGCGACGGGAUCCAAAAGAGCGACCGUCUGCCAAGGAGUUGCUCGAACACCCGUUCAUCAAACGGGCGAAGCGGACGACAUACCUCACAGAACUUAUUGAACGUGCGGAGCGCUGGCAAGCAACCCACCAUGGCCAAGGAGAUGAUGAAGAUGACUAUGAUGAGCCAUCAGAGCCUGUUGAGCUGAAUCGCGAAGAUCAUGAAGAUCUUUGGGACUUUGGGACUGUUCGCCCUGCUGGCCCUGCUGGUGGGCGAUCGGCUAUGGCCAUGCCGCCAUUACGUCCGAUGCACGACUUGCCAACUAAACCUCGUUCUCAAGAAGCCGAUGAGUGGGAUUUGCAAGACGAGACGAAACAAGCACCUCAACUCCAGUCACACCCAAUCCGCUCGAACCCUGCAAACACCGCCAUCGAGCCCUCUCAAGCCAAAAAGCCCUUCCCUCCCCCUGUGCAACCCUCGCCGUUAAAGCAGACAACAACACCACCUUCCAAUACUUCUUCGCGCCAAACUCAUCCUAACAACCCAGCCGUCGCUCAGCAAGAGAAUUCUCCCGCCAGAGGAUACGCACAGGCAAUGAUGAAUCUCGCUAGUGAGGCUCGCGCCAAUGUGUCCCCUCAGCCCAGGUCCCCUGCGGUUGCGUCUAGCAACGCAACGAUGGAGCAAUCUCUAACUUCCAAGGAGCCUGAACCUGUCCCUUACCGUCCUCUCCCCAGUACCCAUGGAACUCCAGCUAAUCACCGCAUGACGCCUUCUGGUAAUGUCCAAAGGCAACCCGAUCUCGCAUCCGCAAAUGCGAGACCCACCGGACUCAAGUCCAAGCUUGCCUCAAAAUCUGAAGGGCCUCCCGUUAAAAACACUCCCGCUAGCCCUCGUGUAAGCGAGCAGCCAAAACAACUCCCACAACCUCCGGCCAAAACCCCGGUCGAGAAUGACCGCGCCACCGCUUACGGCUCUGUUAUUAUUCCUGCCCUCCGUGCCGCCAUGAACCGACGUGGUCGCGCUCUUUCUCGUCUCGACCCUGCUCGAAACCCCAACAAUAGAACAUCUUUUGAAGGAGAGCAACAAUGGGAGCAAAGUGUUCGCGUCCACCGACACAUGGACAGCAUUGUCGAUGAUAUUUCGCGGGCCCUCACGAAUCUUCAUCGCUGGGACAUGGAAGACCCGGUACAGAUGGACGGUGGUGUUGACGUUACGCUUGAAGCUUUCCUGGAGGAAGUUCUGGUUCGUCUUCAACCUGGUUCUGCCCCGGACUUCACUUGA